This is a messenger RNA of Phalacrocorax carbo (great cormorant), 2651 nucleotides long. The record is from RefSeq and is a predicted model, not a curated record. NCBI's taxonomy places the organism in Eukaryota, Metazoa, Chordata, Aves, Suliformes, Phalacrocoracidae.
GACAUGCUUAAGUGACCUGAUGAAACUCUUAAUACCCCGUCCUCUGCCCACCCGGUAAUAGACUCUGUUUGUACCACCCAAAGUUUCACUAAAACCCAUGUGGAAUGACCGCUUUCUUAAAUUUCAGAUAAUGAACUGACAAUUCAACAUUUGGAGCCACAAAAUACCUUUGCAUAGGAGCUGAAAUUCUGUGAUAAAAAUUGUGCUCCUGUACUGUACAGGCACAGCAACGUUUGUCUGCAGAACUUCUAAGAGAAUGUUGUGGAGACUUCAGUCACUGUUGGGGAAAGCACACGCCUGUCUGUACAGAGAGGUUUUAUAAUGUUAAGCCUUUACUACGACCAGGAAGAAGAAAAAUCUAAAGGAAAGGGAGGGUAGGAAAUAAUUUUUAUGUGAAGAAACUGAAAGGUAGGAGGUCUGAACCAUAGAGGUUUGGGACUCUAUGGUAUUUCCAGUUGAGUAUCUCUGGGCAGAGGGUUUACUGGGUACUUUUUUCCACAUUGAUCUUAAUCUAUUUAUCCCAUCUUCUUUCAGUAUGGAGCCUAGGAGCUCAACUGAAGGAGGAACUGUGCCUGUAAUGUGGGAGAUGCAGAUCAAUAGGGCAUGAUUGACUGCUCUAUUACAGCCUUACACAGCACGGCACUGAAGCUUGGUUCCCGUAACUACUGUUAAGAGUUUCAAAGCCAUCUUUAAACUUCAGCAGGGACCAGCCAAUGCCCGUAACAAUAUUGGGCUGCUGCAAUUCCAUCAGUGGCACACUGCCAGAGUCUACACUUUGUCUGAGCAAACCAAAUGAACAUUAUAUCAAACUCGUUUUGAAGUGAAUAGCUUCACUAGACUUAUUCUCAGAACCUAUAACUUUAAUACUUUAAGAAAAAAUAUAAUAUAAAAAUAGACACAAAACUGACCUGUCAGUUGCCACCAAGAGAAGAGUCUCUUGUUUUCAUUCUCAAAUGCAAACUUGAGGAAGGAAGCCUGGAAGAUUGUUUAUAAAAUGUCUGAGCAUGUUCAAAUGAGGCAGGGACAUUCAACAGCGUGAAGACAUGCUCAUGGAGAACUUUCAUGAAUAAAAUAUGGGACUUUUUAAUCAUCAAUUUUCUUUUCAUGCAAAGUUUGUGGAUAAAUGAAUAAGACAUUUACCAGCCAUUAAUGAAGCAAAGAAAAGAUAAACUUCAAGUGGGCAAAACCAUGAAAGCAAUUCAGAAAAGUGAAGUCGCUGGAGUGAGCACACGAGAGAUUCACCUGGAUGAUCACGUAUCUUGCUACAGGUAUCACCAACCUGUCUUUAGCCACCUUCUGGAAAGACGGUUCAUUGAUACCAGCCAGGUCAGCACAGGAAUUUGUUUGAUGUGCUUAAGAGAUUGGUAACAAUAGCUCCUAACGUGACUGCGUUGCGAGGUGACAGUGUUUCCUUGGAGACAGUGGAUCCACACAGACCCAGCCAGGCUCCUUGCAGGUUACAUCUCCUCAGAGGAUGUCGAACUACCUCUCCAUGCAGGGGCAAAGAUGGGAAGAUAAGCUUUGACUGUAGACAAAUAGCUUUAUGCAAGACAUGAGGAUUUUAUGCAACAGCAAGACAUGUCUGAAAGUUCCUCAGGUCUGACUACAAGCAAUCAAAAAUUCUGUAAAUCCUAUUCAUCCUGCUGCUCCAUCCUAAGCGACACACACACUAUUCUACCGGCUUUAUUCCAAAACAGAGGAUUCAUCAGGCAGAACUGUGAUUCUGGGCUACCUUCCCCACUUCCUUCUGAUUCCUUCAAGUAUUUCGGCUGGUGUGACAUAGAAGAACAUGAUGUUCGGGGAAAUCAGCUUCACUGUCCCCGAGUGAGAGAAGGUCCCUCAGAAGAAGAGCUAUUUUUCAGAGGAGAAGCGCAUAUUUUGAAAAAAAGAAAACAAGUAACUGACACAGAGAAGUGGCAAAAGAAACUGCAAGAGAACUGGGAAAACUGUGCUGAGUUGAACCUUUCAUAUCAGGACCUGGGUGAUCUUUACCAGGUGGAAAACUUCAAAAGGAUUCUCCAAAGAUUAAUUCGGGUGGAAAAACUUUGGUUGGUGGACAAUUCUUUGGCAGACCUAAGUGCCAUAAGGUUGCCAAGAUGCAGAGAACUAAAUGUCAAUAAAAACCACUUUACAUCCUUCAAACAGCUGCCAAAGAUACCUCAGAUUCAGCACUUAUCACUUGCUGAAAAUAACAUUAUGACACUAAGUGGAAUAUCAGACUUCAGGCGUACUCCACUUGAAUCCCUUAUACUCAAGAGGAAUCCCUGUGAAUUUCAAGAAAGAUACAGGCAACUUGUGUUCUCCAGUUUGCCAAAUCUGAAAAUGCUGGAUGGUAUCCCAAAACUGCCAGAGGACUGUUCCCCCCCAGAUAGCAGGUUUUUUUUCAAAAUGUGUACUAUACUCUAGCACUGUAUUUUUGCAGGAUCACAGCUGUGCUAGAACCACCUCACUGAGAGAUACAGUAAAUCCUGUGUAUGGAAGUUACUCUUUUUCUCUGAUCAAAGAGAUACUGAAGCAGAAAUAUGAUUUUUUUAAAAUGUGUUUGUGAUACCACAGACUUCAAGUAAGUAUGAAUAAAUGAUAUGUAAAUAAGACAUAAUGUGUAUACUGAGUGUCAUGAGUUUGGUGUAUUAAAAAUACUGGGUGACUGU